Molecule: messenger RNA, 1692 nt
Organism: Heteronotia binoei (common prickly gecko)
Lineage: Eukaryota; Metazoa; Chordata; Lepidosauria; Squamata; Gekkonidae
Product: protein phosphatase 1 regulatory subunit 16A-like
Exons: 10
Coding region: 73-1632 (519 amino acids)
Cellular component (GO): cytoplasm
Molecular function (GO): protein binding; enzyme inhibitor activity; phosphatase regulator activity
Source: RefSeq, a predicted model, not a curated record
CCUGUGGUCUCUUUUAAGCCCUUCCGGGAACCCUUGACUGGAGAGGAGGUCAGCCUCUGACGUUGCCCAGCCAUGGCCGACCACCUGGAGCUGCUGGCCGAGAUGUCAGCGGUGGGCCGGAUGGGCACGCAGGAGAGGCUGAAGCAUGCCCAGAAGCGCCGCGCCCAGCAGCUGAAGAAGUGGGCACAGUUUGAGAAGGAGGUGCUGGGCAAGAAGGCCAAAGCGGAGAAGAAGAAGAAAGGGGGCAGCAAGGAGAAGCGCGUGGUGUUUCCCGACAGCGUCUGCCUGCUGGAGGCCGCAUGCCGCAAUGACGUAGAAGAAGUUCGGCGGAUCCUCUUGAGCGGCGUCAACCCCACCUUGUGCAAUGAAGACGGCCUCACUGCGUUGCACCAGUGCUGCAUCGAUGACUACGGGGACAUUGCUGAGCUGCUGCUGGAAGCUGGUGCCGACGUCAAUGCCUGCGACAGCGAGCUCUGGACCCCGCUGCAUGCUGCCGCCACCUGCGGGCACCUGCAUUUGGUGGAGCUCCUCGUUGCAAAAGGUGCCAACCUGCUGGCCGUCAACUCUGAUGGGAACAUGCCGUACGACCUCUGCGAGGACGACGUGACACUGGACUACAUCGAGACAGCCAUGGCCGAACAAGGUAUAACUCAGGAGACCAUCGAGGAGGCCCGUUCAGCAGUGGAGCGGGUCAUGGUGAACGACAUCCACCGGCUGCUGAGGGAAGGUGUUGACCUGGACACCCCGCUGGACCACAGAGCUACCCUGCUGCACAUUGCCUCAGCCAACGGCUACCUGGAGGCCGCGGAGUUGCUGCUCGAACACAAGGCCAGCAUGAGCGUCCAGGACAACGACGGGUGGCAGCCCCUCCACGCGGCCGCUUGCUGGGGCCAGAUCCAUCUGGUGGAGCUCUUGGUGGCCCACGGAGCAGACCUGAAUGGGAAGUCGGUCCUGGAUGAGACCCCGCUAGAUGUCUGCGCAGACGAAGAGGUGCGUGCCAAACUCCUGGAGCUGAAGCACAAGCACGACGCCAUCAUGAAGUCGCACGACAAGCACAAGUCUCUUCUCCAGCGCCGCACCUCCAGUGCAGGCAGCCGAGGGAAAGUGGUGCGUCGAGUGAGUGUGACGGAGCGCACCAACCUCUACCGCAAGGAGCACGAGAAGGAAGCCAUCGUCUGGCAGCAGAUGGAGCAGCGUGAGAGCGAGGGGGAGGACGAGGACCGCCAGACCGAUGUGGAGCUCCAGCAGCCACUUCCGGAUCCUGCGGUCACGGUGGAGGCAGCGGGACCGGGAGGCUCGCCGGGGGAGGAGGAGGCGGCCUCCCAGCGCAACGGCACGGCCCACCCCAAGCACCUCUACUCCAAACGGCUGGACCGCAGCGUCUCCUACCAGCUGGCCACGCAGGAGGAGCUCAGCUCGGAGAAGGCCCACCACACUCUGGCCGACCUGAAGCGCCAGCGGGCGGCCGCCAAGCUGCAGAGACACCACCCCGAGGAGUUCUCGGCCAGCCCGGGGGAGGCCCCCAACUCGGUGUACUUCACAGCGGCCAGCGGGGAGCCCCCCCUCUUGAAGCUGACGGCCCCCGCCGAAGAGAGCCCAGUGGAGAAGAAGCGCUGCUGUAGCGUGAUGUGAGCCGGAGGGGCCUUCCGGCCGAGCUGAACAUCCAGGCGGGACGGGGCUUUUGCUUCUCUG